Messenger RNA from Paramecium tetraurelia, 696 nucleotides. RefSeq lists its product as uncharacterized. The transcript is spliced from 4 exons. The record is from RefSeq and is a predicted model, not a curated record. Lineage: Eukaryota; Ciliophora; Oligohymenophorea; Peniculida; Parameciidae.
AUUAAUAUUAAAAAAGAUUUAAAAUGACCAACGCACAAGAGCGUAUGUAGCAAGACUACAUUUGGAUCCGUGACCAAUCCACUGGUGACGCUGAUGUGAAGAUGCGUACAUUCGGACAACAUUAUCUCUAUUAUCAUGCUCCAAACAAGAGAGAGAGAUUGGAAAUGAUUUGGAGAUCCAUGGGAAAAGCUUAUGAUUGGGAGAUGGAGAAAUUCAGAAUGCAAAAGAAGUUUAUCGAUAGAGGCAACAAGAGGAGAUUCUUCAAGAAUUUCUUCCGAUUAAUCAAAAAUCCCAUGGGCUACAUCUAUUGGAAGACAUAUCGUAUUAGAUAACCAAAAGGACGUAUCAUCACAACAAUGCUUGGCUUAGGUGUGAUCGGCACUCUCUAUAAAUACAAAUUGGAAUCAAAUCAAAUCUAAAAAAGAGAAUAUUACCUUUUGACAGCUGGUAAAAACUCUGAAGGAAGUGGUCUUAUUAACACUGGAUACAAUAACGAUAAAUUGGCUCGUCAAGGAAUGCCAUUAACCCAAAUGUUUUACUCUUACCUUCAUGCCAAAGACAUUGUCGUAUCCAGAUCAAGAGACUAAAAUUACAGAAAGUACUUCGAAAUGAGAAAGAAGUAUUAAAUUAAAGAAUGAUCUAAAUAUGCAUCAUCAUAAAGAUUAUCCCAAAACAAAAUUUCACAUAAUACUUAUA